Budorcas taxicolor (takin) is the source of this 1935-nucleotide messenger RNA. It is a transcript of the gene INAVA, whose product is annotated as innate immunity activator. Lineage: Eukaryota; Metazoa; Chordata; Mammalia; Artiodactyla; Bovidae. The record is from RefSeq and is a predicted model, not a curated record. Gene Ontology annotation, biological process: positive regulation of protein ubiquitination; adherens junction maintenance. Bases 1 to 1935 code for a protein of 644 amino acids. The transcript is spliced from 10 exons.
AUGCUGCGAAUGCCGAAGUUAAAUGAAAUACCUCCGGGGCGGGGAGGCCGGGAGGAGUCGCGGGGGGAGGAGAGCCGGCCUGGACGAGCAGGUCCCGAGGCGGCGAGGCGCGCGCGGGGGGCGCGGGGGCAGGCGGGCGGCGCGGGACCUCCAUGGGACAGCUGGGGAAACUCCAGGCCACCUCCGUGUCCUGGCCUGGGCUGGGAAGGGUGUCGGCCCCUCCUCCUCCUCGCCCCCUCCUCCCAGAAGCCCGCCAUGGACAGCAAGGACGAGGUCAGCGACACGGACAGCGGCAUCAUCUUGCACUCAGGCCCGGACAGCCCGGUGUCCCCCGGGAAGGAGCUGACCCACGCCGUGCGGAAGCAGCAGCGGGCCCUGGAGGAGCGGCUGGAAGCCUGCCUGGAGGAGCUGAGGAGGCUCUGCCUGCGGGAGGCGGAGCUGACUGGCAUCCUGCCUGCGGAGUUUCCCCUCAGACCCGGGGAGAAGGCCCCCAAGGUCCGCCGCAGGAUCGGAGCCGCUUAUAAGCUGGACGAGUGGGCCCUGCACAGGGAGGACCCCCUGAGCGGCCUGGAGCGCCAGCUGGCCCUGCAGCUGCAGAUCGCCGAGGCGGCGCGGCGCCUGUGCCGCGAGGGGAACCUGGGCCGCCAGGUGCGCCGGCAGCGCCAGCACGCGGUGCGCCUGGAGGAGGAGAAGCUGCGGCAGCUGCAGCGCUGCCUGGGCGAGCGGCAGGGGCGUCCCCUACCCGGCCCGGCGCCGGGCCCAGAGCUCAGCGCCUCGGAUGACAGCUCCCUGUCGGAUGGGCUGCCCCGGGAGGAAGAGGCACCUCAAGUGCCAAAACCGCCCCCAGAGGCCCCAGAUCCACCCGCCCGGCCUCUCCCGCCCCAGAGCCUUGAGGGGCUGCAGCCAGCAGGCCCUGAGAUGGGGGGCCUGGAGCGGGCCCCCAUCCAGAACAGCCCUUGGAAGGAGACGAGUCUGGACCACCCCUAUGAGAAGCCCAGGAAGUCUUCCGAGGCUGGAAGCGAGUCCAGCAGCCCAGCCAGCACCCCGCAGGAUGGGCCGAGCGCCUCCAGCCUGUGGCUGCUGGAGCCCGCCUCCUACUGUGUGGUCCCCAUCCGCAGUGUUCCUGGGCAGCGGCAGGGCCGUACCAGUGCCCCAGCCACCCCUGACAUGCAGGGCAGGAGGGGCCAUUCGCAGCCCCUGAGGAGUGACCCCUUCCGCGCGGGCCCCGACGGCCGGGGUCGCAGCGCCCUCCCGCGGCGCCGCCCCACUUACUACACGGUGACGGCGCCGGAGCCCUGCUGCGCUCGCCCCGCGCCCGCGCCGCGUGCCGCCUGCCACUCGUGCUCUGAGGACAGCGGCUCCGAAGCGUCCAGCCUGUCGCACCCCACUCCGCCCGGCAGCAGUAGCCCCGACAUCUCCUUCCUGCGGCCCCUCUCCCCGCCCGCGCCAUCCCGCCCGCACCGCGGCCCCGCGGGCCCCCGGCCCCGGCCGCCCCCCGCCUGCCUGCGGGCUGCGCGCUACGUGGUGCUGGCGGAGGGCCGCCCGCCGCCCGCCCAGUGGGCCGAGUGGGGCCCGGGCCGCGGCGAGGACGCGGCCCCCGCGCGCUGGCAGCGCCCGCCACCCGCCCACGGCCGCGUGGCCCGGACGCCCUCGCUGCGCGACCACCCCGCGGGCCGCGGGCUCAGCAAGGCCGCCGUGUCCGAGGAGCUCAAGUCGUGGCACGAGCGGGCCCGGCUCCGGAGCGCGCGCCCCCACUCGCUGGACCGCCAGGGGGCGUUCCGCGUGCGCAGCCUGCCGCCCGGCCCCGACAGCUUUGUGCGCGCGCCCGGCCCGCGCGGACAGGUGCCCACGGUGUGCGUGCUCCGGAGAUCGCCUGAGGGGGCCCCCGUGCAAGUUUUUGUACCUGAGAAUGGCGAGAUCAUGAGCCAGGUGUAA